Molecule: messenger RNA, 3355 nt
Organism: Sitodiplosis mosellana (orange wheat blossom midge)
Lineage: Eukaryota; Metazoa; Arthropoda; Insecta; Diptera; Cecidomyiidae
Gene: m-cup
Product: protein fem-1 homolog C
Exons: 9
Coding region: 265-2232 (655 amino acids)
Molecular function (GO): protein binding
Source: RefSeq, a predicted model, not a curated record
AUACACAUGCACACGUGCUACUGCUGAUGGUUUGUGUAUUGACAGAUUGCACAUACAAAGUCAUUAAGUAUAUUUUUCUAUUGUUUGACGUUUCAGUUCAAUGAAAACAUUGCAGAUAAUAAUGGUAGCAUAGGAAAUUGUAUUUCGUGAAGUAAAGCAUCAAGAUUUUGUGUAGGACUCAUUACGUUUUUGGAUAUUUUCACGGUGGGAAUUAAUCUUGAUGAGAGUUUGUAUUUUGUACACAUUUGCAAAAGUGAUAUAGUGAUGAAGAGUAAUGUGGCUACUCGAAAAUCGCACACAAUCAAUUUGCAGACCAAUUUGGAUGUAAUCUCGAACGAUUUGAUGCUCGAAUGCAAGUUAUGUAGUACGGGUACGCGACUUACAAAAUCUCUUCGUGAUAAAAUAGCGAAUUUGCCAAAGGAUGCGCGCAAAGAUAUUGUUUCUAGGACACGCGAAGGUUGUGCACCACUGUUCGUAGUAUGCAAACGGGGCAAUCUGGAAAUUGCUGAAUUUUUAAUUACCAUUUGCGGUGCUGACAUUGAACAACGUGGGCUAUUUGAAAAUCCUGAAGAUUCGACCGUACACUUGGUCACACCGUUAUGGUGUGCCUCAGUGUCAGGCAAAUUGCCAGUUGUCAAAUAUUUGGUACGGGUCGGAGCAAAUAUCAAUGCGGUUUCGGAUUCGGGUUCAACAUCAGUUCGAAGCUCAUGUUUCAUGACAAACAUGGAGAUUGUCGAAUUUCUAGUGGAAAAUGGGGCCAACAUCAAAAAACCCAAUUUCAAUGGCGGCACCUGCUUAAUCAACAGUGUUCAAUCCGUUCAAUUGUGUUCGUAUUUGAUUAGCAAAGGAGCUGAUGUUAAUGCCAAAGAUAUCCAAAACAAAACCGCACUACAUUAUGCGAUCCAAGAACAUAGACUCGAAACAACAAAGCUAUUACUGGAUUCUGGUGCUGAUCCAUUUGCGAAAAGUAAAAACGGCGAUGAUGCUUUGCAAAUAGCCUGCUUGAAGGGGGCUCAUGAUAUAUUUCGUCAUCUAAUCGAACGAAUCCCAUACUCAGUUGAACGCUUGGCCAGUGCAAAUGAAUUGAUUGGAUCUACUUACCUGGAUGAGCAUAAUGAAACAACGCUGGCUGUUUUACAUUGGAAGGAAGCGCAUGAGAUCCGUUCAAAAGACUCCAUUUACCGAGCCAAGGAACCUUCGGUGCCGUUACGGCUAGCCUACUGCAAUGUCAUGGAGUUUGCCACGCUCAGCGAACUUGAAAAUAUUUCGACGGAUGUCGAUGCGAUGAGAAUACAAAGUUUGUUAAUUUGUGAACGAGUUCUUGGCAUUCAACACACAGACACACUAUUUAGAUUAAUGUUUCGUGGGGCUUCCUAUGCUGAUUCAUUGAGAUUUCAGCGCUGUAUCGACUUGUGGCGAUUGGCACUCCAAGUGCGCAUAAACACCCAUUCGAUAUUGCAUUCGGACACCUGUUUCACCACACAGGCACUGGUCCGGUUGAUGCUCGAUCUGGAAAACAAAUCCGAUGAAGGUGAAUCAUUUAUUGGAUCCGAUGUACCGAAAUUUGAGGAUGUCUAUGGUGUCUUCACAUUUUUGCACAAAAAUCUAAUCGAGGCCCGAAAAUUGCUACAAAUUCGACCUGUCUAUCGAAAGCAACAAGAAAACUUUGACCGAGUUUUGAAAUGUGUCACCCAUUUGAUCUAUCUGCUUGAAGUGACAUCAAAAACGGCCGAAGAAAAGCAAAUCGUGUGUGAGUCAAUAAGAUCUUUGGUGAAAAGCAACAUACGUAGUGCUUGUACAAAUGAUACUCUUCUACAUCUGUGUGUAUCUCGACUUAACAUAAUCAAAAGUGGAUAUUUCAAUGAUGGAACUGGAAUGCGGGGAAUUUUCCCAAAUUUGAAGGUUGUUAAACUAUUGCUGGAAUGUGAUGCAGAAGUAAACGCCAAAAAUGAAUCCAAAUCUACAGCUUUGCAUGUUGCAUCGAAUCCAUAUAACUAUGUGGGCGAGGUUGUUCGAGUGUUACUGGACUACGGUGCACAUUUAGAUCAACCAAAUCGAGCUGGCGAGCAUCCUCACUAUCUCAUCGCAUUCAAUUCAUCAAAUACAAUCCCAAUAAUAAAUUACACCUCACUUAAGUGUAUAGUUGCAUCAACAAUCAUCAAAAAUAGGAUCCACUAUAAAAAUCAAAUACCAAAAACAUUAGAGGAAUUUGUUCAACUGCAUGAGCCAUAAGCAGCAGCCGUUGCCAUUGCAGCAACAGCAUAAUUCUCACUCAUCAAAUGGCAUGCAAAACCCUAAGUUAAAUUUUAAUGUGUAAUUUUUCGAAGACUGUACUGAGAUAGUGAAAAGAUGAUUUAACAGGAAAUUCAUUUGUUCAUACACGAUUCACCUGCAUCUAUACUUGAAUCUCUGGUAAAAUCACACGUGUAACAUGUGAUGUGAUCGCUUAUAAGACCUUGACACUAAUAUUUUAUUGGUUCUAAGCGAUUACUGCCCAAUGCAGGCAGUAAUCGUAUUGUUUGUUCUGCAUUGAAUAUCAAGCAUCUAGUUGACACAUAAAUAAUACUCUUAAGACAACAAUAAAAUUAAACACAGCCUAAUCAACUCCAGCUUUGUGUGAACGUUUAGUUUUUUAGUGCCAUCAAUCGCUUCUAUAUUAUAUUUAUAUGAAGAGCUCUGGAAAGAAAAAACUUAAAAAUGGAAUUUAUACUAAACACAUUAUUAAAAUGUCCAUUGUCCACCAACAUGAUAUGGUGUUGUAUUUAAAAAAAAAACAUGAAUUUCAUGGAAAAAAAAAAUUCCUUAAGCCAAACAGUAAUUUACAACUUUUGUGGUGUAUUUUUUCAAUGUAUUUUUGUUUGUUUGUGUGAUUCAAUUUACCUCAACGAAUGAUUUUUACGUUUUUUUUUUGUUUGAGUUUCAUUUGUGUCGCUCAAAUAGAUUCAGUUGGUAUUUUGUUUCAAUUUGUGAUUUUUCAGUAUUUUCUUUCUCAAUAUUUUGAAAAUGGUUUCCCAUUUUUCUUUUAAUUACUUUUAUCAUGCAGUUAAUGUCUUCUAUGAUUUUGUGAAAUUUUGCGAUUGAACUGGAACAAACUAAUGACAUAACAAAUUAUCAAGAAAAAAAAACUGUGGAUUCAAAAUCUAGAAUAUUUAACAAUGUGCAAAAAUAAAUAAAUAAACAAAAAAAACUAUAUAUUCAUAAAUUUCGCAAUUCCCAACAGUGGCAGACAUACCUAUUACAUAUACAUAUAUAAACACAUGCAUACAAUUGAAAAUGUUAUACAAUAAAAAAUGUAUCUAUUGCUGAUAAACAAAGGAAAAACAAAUAUGUAAAUAUAUUUUUAACAUGAUUUAAA